ACCUGUAAUGAAAGAGGUCUCAUUGGAAAGUAAUAUCUGUGAAACAUGGAUUGAGGUGGUGAGCACGAAACUCAGUGGAAAAUUUCCUAUGCCAAUGGUUAAUUGGACCCACAGUGUUGCAGCACUUAAUUUUUAAGGACAAAAAUACUCCAGCUAGACGAAUCCUUUAUUUGCAUUCUGGUCGAAAUACAUAGAAAUGGUGCAGUUACUUUUAUUGUACAUAAGAGCAACACGAACUACCAACUGAAGUCUUCAUCUAAGUGCUCUGCGAUCUAUGAUUCCAUGGUUUUUUGUAACUGAUCGUGUCAAUUAUUCACGUUACGCACCUUGUUAUUGGAUGGAAAUGAUGCGGUUGGAACAAACUAAUCCCUACGUUGCCCACAACAUUUCAAAUAACUGGACCGUACAAAGGCAAGAUCGAUAUUCGUUCUCCGGUGUAGCAUGCGAUCAAACGAUCGAGCAGACUUUAAACAGAGACUCCAAACUGAAAGGAGGGUUAGUUGGAAUAACAUUGAAUAAAGGCGCUGUGCACCGCUGGUUGAUGGGGCAGGCAGAAAGAAGUGCGAUAACAAGGCAGUGUGAAACUAUGGCCAGCGUAGCAGAAAUUGAUCGGAGCAGAAAGGACCUGGAUAAAUCUCGAAUCGAAGGUGAAGAGAAGGCAGUUAGAGAUGUGAUUGACGUUAUUAAAUCAAUGGUUAAUCCUUUUGAUAAUGAUCAUGAAAGCUUGGUGCACAUAGCAAGUGGAGUUGUUGCGUCUUCUGAUAUCGAGGAUGACAUGAAGCACAUGGUAGACAAAGGAAAGACAGCAUUUACUAGUUUUUUUGAGAAUAAUAUUAUUGGAGAAAAGCCGAACAUAUAUUCAACCAUCAAGAAGACUAAUUUGAAGACAUUUUCAUGUUUGGGAAAGAAAGUGACGAGCAAGAACAGCAAAGGACAACUCCAAGGUGUUGUUUGCGAAGCUGCUCUUGAUAGCAAAAAGUCGAAAUCUUCAGUUGGACGAUGUCUUCACGUAUUCUUUAAGACCAUAUCCUUGCUCCAUUGCAACCAGCGAAGGGGAUCUUGUGAAAACAUCAAAGUCAAAACUGGUUCAUGCAAUUGAAGAAGAAGCUCAAAACUCUUCCGUUUCUGAUCUUCCUAUUGACGACAACGCGUGUAUUCUUGACGCAAUGGCCAUCUUGCAAACUUUGAUGACGAUACCAGAUACGUUUGGUGAACUGACGGUUCAGUUGUUAACAAAGGUUGUAAAGAUUGCCGUUAACUGCCACUGCAAGCGUGCUGACUUCGUUUGUGACCGGUAUCCGCGCCAAAGCAUCAAGAACCUCGAAAGAAAUCGACGGGCAAUCGAUGGUGUUCAAAAAAUUUCUAUUUACAGCGAACAUCAAAAAGUUCCGCGCCAAUGGAAAAAGUUCUUGUCGAGCGGCGAAAAUAAAGAGCAGUUGAUGAAAUUCAUUUAUCAAUCAUGGACAAAGGCCGAUCCUCAUCUCUUCAAAGAUAUCGAAGUAUUUCUGUCGCACGAAGAAAUGUGCCAUAAGUUUUUUCAAUCGAACAACGCAUUGGUUUCUUGUGAAGUCGAUGAGCUAUGCUGCGAUCACGAAGAAGCAGAUACUCGGAUGUUGGUCCACGCAAGUCAUGCAAAAACAUCAUAAUCAAGAGUCCUGAUACAGACGUAUUGGUGAUUGCACUAAAUGCAUGCUUGGAAAUUGAUGCCAACAUAUACUUCGAAACUGGCGUUGGAAGUGCACGACGGAUAAUUUCCCUGAGUAACGUCAGAGAGUCCCUUGGGCAUGAGUGGUGCUCUUCUCUUAUUGGUCUUCACGCGUUCACUGGUUGUGACACAACGAGCGCCUUUUACGGCAAAGGAAAAGUGUCUGUGUUGAAAGUUGCGAAAGCGAGAGAAGAAUACUCCCACACCUUCUCAAACUUAGGCACCGAGUUAAAUCCAUCUGAAGACCUCUUCACUCAGCUUUACCAUUUCGUAUGUCAUUUAUAUGGAUAUCAAGGAUACUCAGAUAUUAAUCGUGUACGUUAUGAAAUGUUUAAAAGUGGAAAGUUUGAUGAAGAAUUGUUACCACCCAAUAAGGAUUCACUCGACCAGCACAUAAACAGAGCAAACUACCAGUGUUUUAUCUGGCGCAAAUCGACGCAAGCAAUUUUGAAUUUGCCAUCUUUCUUCAACCACGGGUGGAAACUUGACGCAGAAGGCAACGUUUACGUUAACUGGAUGAUAUUACCUGCCGCCCCUGAUUCAAUACUAGAGUUCGUAAGCUGCAAAUGCAAGAAAGGAUGCGAGAAUAGAAGAUGUUCGUGUGUCAAGGCCUCCUUAAGAUGCAGCGAUUUAUGUUCGUGCACGGAGUGUCGAAACAAAAGCACUAAUGGUGAUGAUGUGGAAAGCGAUUCGGAUGACUGUUACGAUGACGGCAGCUCAAGCGAGAACGACGAAAACUAGAAGUAACCUUUUUCUUUUAUAUCACUAAGAUUUAAAGAUUGUCCGCCGGAAUAGGUUUUGGAACAAAUUGGAAAAAAAUGAAAUGAGAAUUUUUUCAACAGCAAAUCAAUCUCGCAUGGAUUGAAACACCUCUCACAUUUACAUACUUCAAAUUUCCAUACUGGAGGCUA
Dendronephthya gigantea is the source of this 2616-nucleotide messenger RNA. RefSeq lists its product as uncharacterized. Bases 1580 to 2446 code for a protein of 288 amino acids. NCBI's taxonomy places the organism in Eukaryota, Metazoa, Cnidaria, Anthozoa, Malacalcyonacea, Nephtheidae. The record is from RefSeq and is a predicted model, not a curated record. The transcript has 7 exons.